This is a messenger RNA of Thamnophis elegans (Western terrestrial garter snake), 2427 nucleotides long. RefSeq names its product cyclin dependent kinase inhibitor 1B (gene CDKN1B). The transcript is spliced from 3 exons. Gene Ontology annotation, cellular component: nucleus; cytoplasm. Gene Ontology annotation, molecular function: protein-folding chaperone binding; cyclin-dependent protein serine/threonine kinase inhibitor activity. The coding region runs from base 366 to 1163 and encodes 265 amino acids. The record is from RefSeq and is a predicted model, not a curated record. Gene Ontology annotation, biological process: G1/S transition of mitotic cell cycle; regulation of cell cycle; negative regulation of cell population proliferation. Lineage: Eukaryota; Metazoa; Chordata; Lepidosauria; Squamata; Natricidae.
ACGAGCCGUGUCAAUCAUUCGCCUCUCCGUCAGCCUCCUUUCCAUCGCCAUAUUGGGCCGGGGGGCCGGAGAAGGCGCCCUCCCUCCCGCCUUCCUCGGGGCUCCUUCCUAGCCCGGCUCCGCUUCUUCCGCCAGCCGCCCGGAGCCCCAAACAGGUCCUCCUCUUCCUCCUCCUCGCCGCCGGGGCUCCUCGGACGUCUGCCCGGCCGCUUUUCUCUCCUCGUCGUCGUUCGUCUGAGGCGGCGGCGUCUCCCGGACCUGCGGAAGAAGCGCUCCGGCAAGCAGCGGCCGCUUCCUUCAGUGGGGAUUUGUUUUCCCCUCACGAACCGCGCUCGGUUCUCCGUCGCUGCCCGCCUCCCCGGCUUAUGCGAGGCUCCGGCCGGCAGGGUUGCUGCGCGCUGUCCGCCCGGGAAGCGCUCCCUCGGCUGGGUCCAGCGGAAAGGCCGCCCGCCGUCGCCGUCGCCGUCGCCGCCGCCUUCUCCUCUUCCCCGAGCGGGACGCCGAGCCCCUCACCCGCCGCCGCCUUAGCGCCGUGGCCGGCUGCGCGGCGGGCCAUGUCGAAAGUGCGUGUCUCGAAUGGGAGCCCGACCCUGGAGCGGAUGGAAGGCCGGCCGGCGGAUGGCCCCAAGCCCUCGGCGUGCCGCUGCCUCUUCGGCCCCGUCGACCGGCAAGAGCUGGCGCGCGAGUGGCAGGAGCAGAGCCGCCACUUGGAAGAGGCCGGCCGGAGGCGGUGGAACUUCGACUUUCGGCGCGAGCAUCCCCUGGAGGGCCGCUUCGAGUGGCAGGCGCUGGAUAGGGCGGCGCUGCCCGACUUCUACAGCCGACCCCCGCGGCUCGGCGGGGCCCGGCCCAAGGCUGACGCCCGGGAGCGGCGCCUGGAGCUCAACGGAGACCGCUCGCCGUCUAGGGGGCUGCGCUGCGCUCAGGCACCGGCCGAGGAGCAGGAGCCCGAACCGGAGUCCCAGCAGCAGGACGGGGCCCCGCUAACCCUUAGCUCCGGCCCGAGGAAGCGACCUGCCGCCGAUGAUUCCUCUCCUCAAAGCAAAAGAGCCAACACAAUUGAAGAAAUCUCGGAGCGUUGCGGGGAGCCACCCAUGGCCAGCUCAGAGGAACAAACGCCCAAGAAGAAGACCACAUCCAGUCCGAAGCGGUGUCAAACGUAAAUCUGGUUGUUGUAGAGAAUCAAGAAUAUUUGUUUCCUUGUAUUUGGAAGGAGGCAAAUGAAGCCAAGAAAAAUCCAGCACUCGCAUUCACAUGUGCACCUGUACAUGUAUGAAUGAAUGAUCGAAAGAAGAAAACAUAUCACUGAUUCUCCAUCGGAUGGGGAAUCCUUGAAGCACUGAAAAGAAACCACCUGCAAAGGAAUAACACUAUAUCAGGCUGUCUUAAAAAGAGUCUGCCUCUUAAAAGCAAUGGAUGUAGCAUCUCCAAUUAGGUUUUUCCUCAUUUGCUUCUUUGUACUACCUGUGUAAAUAGUUUUUACAUUAUGUAGCACAUAAAUCUUUCUCCCCUCUUCGGCAGGGGGCGGAGGAGUUUUGGGGAGGGAUUUUAUUUGUUUUGGGAAGGGGUGGAGCUAAUAAAAGGUGGUGGGUUCGAAAUCUGCUUCCAAACCCCAGGAAGAAGCAGGUGUGUAUUAAAGGAACAUUGUCCCCCUUUUGUGUGUGUGUGUGUGUGAAAGUCCAAGGUAAUAAAAGAAAUUGGCAUUUAAUCAUAGUUUUCCAGCAGGUUAAUGAAUCCGCUGGUGAAAUUUAUGUGUCAAGGACACAAUUGGAGAAAUGUUUGCCUGCGAUGGCCUCGCUGGAAGAGAUGGGAGCUUUGGGGAAGUACCCAUUUUCUAAGGUGGCUUGAGAUGCUUUGAGAUCACACAGGACAAAAUUUUGUGUAGGAGGCCCAGUUCUCUGCAGAGGUGCAAAAGGGGAACACACUUAAGGGGCAUUUUGUUGUUGGCCUCCUUACUUUUUAAAAGUCCUGCCCAACAACAUGUACAGCAUAGAGGAGAAAUUAAUAAAUUCUUGACGUCCAAAAUCUUAUUUGCUCACUUUUCUGGCCCUUCAUUAAGUGGGUAAAUGAAAAGGAAACAGUAUUUUUUUUUUUUUUACAUUUUCUGGGUGGGGUUUUUGUUUUUUUUUGAAAAAAAAAAGUUUUGAAAUGUACCUGUGUACAUAACUGUAAAGACACUGAGAAAUUAUACUAACUUAUUUAUGUUAAAAGAUUUUUUUUUUUUAAUCUAGAAGAUAUUUUCCCAGAAAGCCAAAGUGGCGUGUGGUUUUUUGUGCAUUUGUAAAUGCUCUAUUUGGUAGGGGAUUUUUGUUGAUGUUGUUAGCCUCUGCGGGGAGUUUGUUUUGUUAAUUAAUAUGGCUGUGCUUAAAAAUGAUUGCAGACUGAGCCAGUUCAAUUUUUUUUUCUUUUGUAAUGUGCAAAAAAAAA